ACAAACUGUCCCCCAGGAUGUCCGAACACGGCAUUCCUCCCUCAUCUUCCUUAUCUAACUCAGAGGAGGAGUUAGUUGGUUGUUUGUUGGUGUGAUGCUUGAUUAUAAAAAACAGUCAAUCUGGGAUCUCGUGUAUUAACUAGCGACGAGGAAGAGGACAAGGGACACGGACAGUCUUUGUGUUACAGGUCACAGUGAGUUUAUCAUGUCUUUCACUAAACACUAACUGCGCUUCUCAGUGAAAGUGAGACUGGCUAUCCGUGCACACUGCUGCUACAUUGAUAUGAUGAGAGUGCACUUGAAGAGCUCCAAUGACGUAAUGGGCAUGUGCGGUGGAACAGCGGUGGUCCUUCGACGAAUCCUCUGCCUCCUCCUCCUCCUCGUCUUCAUUCGGGGUUGCCACAGUAACGGCAUUCGGGGAGGUAGAAUCCUGGUCUUCCCAGAGGAUGGCAGCCACUGGCUCAACAUGGAGGUCAUCCUCCGAGAGCUCCACUCCAGAGGUCACAACCUCACCGUGCUGCGCUCUGCCAAGAGCUGGUACAUUCCCCAGAAUUCCCCUGUCUACACCUCUAUCACCGUGAACCCUGCUCCUCCUCCGGCGGGCGAGGACCUGGGUCCUGACUUCUACACCAUCCUGAUGCAGCGCUCACUGAAACUCCGCAGGAUGUUACCGGUCCUCCGUUUCCUGGAGCAGCAGAAGGACACGGCGGCCAUGUUGAUGAUGUUUCACAGCGAGGCACUCUGCAUGAUCUCCACCAUCUUGGAUGACUCCGUCCUCGUCGCCAAACUGAGGGUGUCCAGAUUUGACCUGAUGCUCACCGACCCUGCCUUCCCUGCUGGAGUGCUCCUGGCCCAAUACCUGGGCAUGCCCAUGGUUUAUAAUGUCCGCUGGCUCAACGCAGGCGAGGCCCACAUGACUGUUGCCCCCACGCUGCCCUCCUAUGUUCCGAUGUACAACUCCCUGUUCAGCGAUAAUAUGGACCUCCUUCAGAGGACAGAGAACUUCCUGCGUUACCUGGUCAUCCUCCUCCAGGAGCACCUGGUCAUCCUGCCACUCUACGUCAACCUGCUCCAACGUCACUUCCCCCCUGGUGCUGACCUGCUCUCCAUGCAGCGCUCAGCAGACGUGUGGCUGAUGCGGGUGGACUUUGUCUUUGAGUUCCCGCGGCCUACCAUGCCCAAUGUGGUCUAUGUGGGGGGCUUCCAGUGCCGUCCAGCUGAGCCACUUCCUGCUGACCUGGAGGCCUUCAUGCAGAGCUCUGGAGAGCACGGGGUGGUGGUCAUGUCUCUGGGAACGCUGGUGUCCGCCCUGCCUAAGGAGGUGACCGAGGCGGUGGCCCAAGCCUUUGCCCUGCUGCCCCACAAGGUGGUGUGGAGGUUCCUGGGAGAAAGACCCUCUUCCCUGGGGAACAACACCCUGCUACUGGACUGGCUCCCCCAGAACGACCUCCUGGGCCACCCCAAAACCCGCGCCUUCGUGGCUCACGGAGGCACCAACGGCCUGUAUGAGGCCAUCUACCACGGGGUCCCUGUGCUGGGCCUGCCGCUCCUCUUCGACCAGUUUGACAACGUCCUGCGACUGCAGGUGCGCGGGGUGGCACGGGUGCUGGAGGCCGCCACUCUCACCACAGAGGACUUUCUGGAGGCCCUAAGGGAUGUGCUGGAGAAUAAGUCCUACCGCCACAACAUGCAGAAGCUCUCUGGCCUGCACCGCGACACGCCCCUGUCCCCGCUCGCCAGUGCCACCUUCUGGAUUGAGUACGUGAUGAGGAACGGUGGAGCGUCCCACCUGCGCACCGAAGCCUACAGCCUGCCCUGGUACUCCUACCACAGCCUGGACGUGGCGGCGCUGCUCCUGGCCCUCAGCGGGGCCUCUCUCUGGGCAUCAGUCUAUGUCUGCAGCAGGCUGUGCUGCAGGAGCUCCAGGAGGAAGACCAAGCUGGAGUGAGACAUGAAUCUAAAGAUGGGCCAAGAUGGCUAUUUUAGAUGUUGUACGUAUUUGACCAUCAAUUGGCACUUUUCCGUCAACGAUUUUAAAAAUUGCUCAAACGAAUCUUGAGAAAAUUUUUACACAUUCAAAAAAUCCACCAUAAAUACAUAAUAACAUUAAAAGGGAAGUACAUGACUCAAUAAAAACUGAGGAAAAGUUAUUUAUAUUCAGWCUGGCCUUAGGGAAUGUGGUGCCCUGGAACUGUCAGAUUACGUAUUGGAUUUCAGUCUGGUGAGGGAAAGUACAAGAUGACAAAGAUAACACUCUCCUCUCUAUGAUAUCAUGUGUUAAAAAUACAGCCUAGCCAACAUUGUCUCACACUCCCAUUCUCCUCAAACAAUUUGAAUUGUGUAGUUGUAGCUUUUCCCUGUGCCUGAGCUACAAAGUAAACUUAGGGUAAAUUAUGACUAUACUGUAUACCACAGUCGUACACAGUCAACAAAUAUGUUUGUUCAAAGGAAAAAUAUAUGUCAUACUCAUACUUUUCCACCUAAAAGCCCCAGUAAGAAGUCUCAAUAAAGAUGUAAUUAUUGUCA
This is a messenger RNA of Salvelinus sp. IW2-2015, 2526 nucleotides long. RefSeq names its product UDP glucuronosyltransferase 5 family, polypeptide G1 (gene ugt5g1). Gene Ontology annotation, molecular function: UDP-glycosyltransferase activity. Lineage: Eukaryota; Metazoa; Chordata; Actinopteri; Salmoniformes; Salmonidae. The record is from RefSeq and is a predicted model, not a curated record.